AUGGGGAGCUAUGACAUAACAGGGCCCGCAGCAGAUGUUAACAUGAUGGGAUAUGCAAAUACUGAGCAGAUUGCAUCAGGGAUUCACUUCAGGCUCAAGUCACGCGCGUUUAUUGUUGCUGAGCCUAAUGGAAAGCGUGUUGUCUUUGUGAAUCUGGAUGCUUGCAUGGCAUCACAGCUUGUGAAUAUAAAGGUGCUCGAAAGGCUAAAAGCAAGGUAUGGUGAUCUUUAUAAUGAGAAUAACGUGGCUAUCAGUGGGAUCCAUACCCAUGCUGGGCCUGGAGGUUAUCUGCAGUAUGUAGUCUAUAUUGUCACUUCUCUUGGGUUUGUUCGUCAGUCAUUUGAUGUAAUUGUCGAUGGGAUUGAGAAAAGCAUUGUUGAAGCUCAUAACAACCUCCAUCCUGGGAAGAUCUAUGUGAAUAAAGGUGACCUUCUUGAUGCUGGUGUGAAUCGCAGCCCGAGCGCGUACCUGAAUAACCCUGCUGAAGAGAGAAGCAAAUACAAAUACAAUGUUGAUAAAGAAAUGACCCUUGUUAAGUUUGUAGAUGAUGAAUCGGGUCCAGUUGGAAGUUUUAAUUGGUUUGCGACUCACGGAACAUCAAUGAGUCGCACAAAUUCUUUGAUAAGUGGUGAUAACAAAGGAGCAGCUGCACGUUUCAUGGAAGACUGGGCUGAAAAGAAUGGCCUUCCAAAGCAGACAGGUGUUGCAAGUUCUGAUGAUCUUGGAUUUUUGCACAUGACAUCUGUACUUCCGAGAAGAGUCUCUACAAUAAUACCGGAACCGGAUGAGAUAACUGACGACUUAAUGCAAUUGGCGUCAUCCUACGAGGCAUCGGGUGGAAGACGGUUGGAAGGUUCAAAUAUCACUAGACGCAUUAGAAGCUCUCAAGAAAACAAUGCAAAAUUUGUUUCCGCGUUUUGCCAGUCAAACUGUGGAGAUGUUAGUCCAAAUGUCCUGGGGACGUUUUGCAUAGACACCCAUCUUCCUUGUGACUUCAAUCACAGCACAUGUAAUGGGAAGAACGAACUUUGCUAUGGACGAGGCCCAGGAUAUCCUAAUGAGUUUGAAAGUACCCGCAUAAUUGGGAAUAGGCAAUUUCUGAAGGCUGUAGAUCUCUUUAAUUCAGCUUCUGAAGAAAUACAAGGAAAAAUUGACUAUCGACACACCUACUUAGAUUUCUCGCAACUCAAAGUUAGUGUUUCUACAAGUACGGGCGGCCCGCAGGUGGUGAAAACAUGCCCAGCAGCCAUGGGGUUUGCAUUUGCUGCUGGAACCACAGAUGGCCCUGGAGCUUUUGAUUUCAAACAAGGAGAUGACAAGCCUGCGAUACUUCCCAUCCAGAUCGUAAGAAUUGGUCAGCUGGUUAUCUUGUGUGUUCCUGGAGAAUUCACGACAAUGGCUGGCAGGCGGCUACGCGAUGCUGUAAAAAAUGUACUGAUAAGUGGCAGCAAUGGUGAAUUUGGUACAAAUAUUCAUGUUGUUCUUGCGGGGCUGACAAACACAUAUUCUCAGUAUGUCACAACAUUUGAAGAAUACCAGAUCCAAAGAUACGAGGGCGCGUCAACAUUGUACGGUCCCCACACCUUGAGUGCAUACAUUCAAGAGUUUCAGAAACUUGCCACAGCUAUGGUUGAAAACAAAGAGGUCCCCACAAACAUCCAACCUCCUGACAUGUUGGAGAAGCAAAUUGGACUGCUGCCAGGUGUCAUGUAUGACUCUACUCCUCCUGGUGUUCACUUUGGGGAUGUUAGCUCCGACGUUGCAGCAAACUCAAACUUCAGGAAAGGCAGUACUGUGAAUGCUACAUUCUAUUCGGCCUGUCCAAGGAACGACCUUCUAACCGAGGGCACGUUCGCACUUGUUGAGAAGCUAAAUGGUAACGACUGGAUUCCUGUCUAUGAUGAUGAUGAUUGGUCAUUGCAAUUCAAGUGGUCUAGGCCUUCAAAAUUCAGUCCAAGAAGUUUCGCGACGCUGGAGUGGACCAUUCCUGAGGAUGCUGCCUCUGGUGUUUAUAGGUUGAGGCAUUCUGGUGCCUCUAAGCCAUUGAUAGGGUCAAUCAAGCAUUUUACGGUGACCAUCAACGCCAACAGUCUCAUACAACACAAGUACGGUGAGAAUUUUUUUCUUCUGACAGUGACGCCUCCAAAAAGCAAAUCGCAACAAGCAUCGUUAUUGCCGGAUCCAACCAUCAAAGAGUUGAUCUUGGGGUUUCACCUUGAAAAACGACUUCGAGCAAACUUCGAGCAAUGCCUUUAUCAGGACUUCUUCGACGGACGCGCGGCCGUCGGUGACCUCUUGUCGGUCUGUGCUAGUGGUCGUGGUGGGGCAAAGCAGGGUGCUUCAGGUGGGAAGGCCGGUAGGAGGGAAGGGGGCUUCAACGAGGUCAAGUCGCCCAUCGCUGGCACAGGGGUGCCGGUCGUGGCCGUGUGUUGCUCCUCCCUUCCCGCUUCGCCAACUUGGACGGUUUGGAUGAAGGGCGGCGGCCCUGGAAGUGGGUGGCGUGUUGAUCUUGGGUAG
Triticum turgidum subsp. durum (durum wheat) is the source of this 2517-nucleotide messenger RNA. Lineage: Eukaryota; Viridiplantae; Streptophyta; Magnoliopsida; Poales; Poaceae. The record is from the annotation of a GenBank genome assembly.